UCAAACUACAGCUUGACAGUCAGGUAUUUCCACUUCCGAGUUGUGGAUAAAACCAAACCAGUUUAUCUAUUACAUGGUUUCAAUAAUUAAAGAAAGCGCCACUUUGUAUCAAUUCAAAAACAUAAUUAAAUAUAAUAUCAAGAAAUAAAAUCAAAUUAUAAUGGACGGCUGUUAGAUGUGAAAUGUGCUCUUGUGCUACGUUCCCUUGGGUCGGAGCACCCCCCCCACCCCAAAGUUCUACAGAUCAAAUUUUGCAAAGACUAAAUGAAAAUGUUAAAGAUACGUAAAUUAGAUUUUUUUAUACUUCCCGGCCAACGUACAUUGAAGCUACACUUGUCGCGCGAGCAUCAAAAUAUGAAACGAAUUUAUUUUGAAACAACAUUUCCUGUUUUAUUUGCUCUAAGUCUGUUUCAUGACACCCAUCGCAGUCAGCUGGCACAUCAUUGAAUCAUUCCUAGGCGUGUUGUCAGCCACUAUCCUGGUGUUCCAGUAUCAUCCAAGUGAGCGGUGGCGUCCCUGGAUGUGACGUCAUGGCAGGUUUAUGGAUCGGCCACCUUACAUUCUUGAUGAAAAGUGUCAUCACUUUAUUAGCGCGUGAGCGAGGCUGCAGCGCGGUGCGGAUCAUCAUCACCAAAUGGAUCAAUUCCGAGGGUUAUUUGUCAAGUUGGACCGGAACCAGGAUGGUUUCAUCUCGUUGUCAGAGUUGCACAGUGAAAUGACCACGCACGGCAUCUCGGUGGCAGAUGCUAAGGUGCAGAAUGUCAUUGACUCCUAUGAUAAUGACAACAAUGGCCAAUUGGAUUACAACGAGUUUCUCAGCUACAUGAUGGACCGAGAGAGGAAAUGGAAGAUUUGCUUUGACCACCUGGACAAGAACAAGAGUGGGCUCAUUGACCAGGAGGAGAUCAUAUGUUUGUUUAAGGAGUUAGGAGUGGUCAUUUCAAAGGCCCAUGCCAAUAAAGUAAUACAAAUGAUGGACACGGACGGCUCCAUGACAGUGGACUGGGAUGAGUUCUUGCAGCAUGUUAUUCUCAAACCUGUGGAUAACAUCGGUGAGCUGGUGUCGUCGUGGAAACACAGUCUGGUAUUCGACGUGGGUGAGAGCAGAGCGCUGGCCCUCGAGUAUCCCGAUGAGAGUUCCGGCAUUGGUGCGUGGAGGACGUUUGUUCUCGGUGCUAGUUUGGCUGACGCUGUGUCUCGGACGGCAACAGCCCCCAUCGACCGCCUCAAGACCCAGCUACAGUUUUAUGGCCCCAAGGCCUUUUCUCGGGGCUUCCAGGAGCUUAGGGUUGGUGGCCUUCGUUCUAUGUGGCAGGGCAAUGCUGUCAAUGUCCUGAAGGGAACGCCACAGUCCACACUCCAGUGUCUCAUCUACGCGCAGAUGAAGGUGUCCAUGCAGGGCAGAAGUCAGGGGAGUCUGAGCGUGCAUCAACGCUUUGGCUUGGGUUGCGUGUCUGGUGCUGUGGCUCACGCUGUCUUCUACCCUCUGGAGGUGUUGAAGGUGCGGCUCAACCUGCAGCGAGUAGGCGCCUAUCAUGGCGUAGUGGCUUGCGCUCGAUCUAUUUACCAAAACGAGCCCUUGACGUCGUUUUACAGAGGAUUUAAGCCCAGCAUCCUCUGCAUGAUUCCGUAUGCUGGAGUAGAAUGUGCAGUCCAUCAGUCGAUCAUGACCUGGGCCCAGAGCGAUCCAGCCUACAGCAGCGACUCCAGGCUCUUCUUCUUCAGUUUUGUGGCCUUUGCUUGCGGACAAGUGAGCAGCUACCCUCUGGCAGUGAUAAGAACGCAGCAGCAGGCGCAAGCUGUCUGUUCCAGCUCACAGGCCGCGUCGUCAGGCAUCCUUCAAGGGCUCAUCGGGAUAUACAAAAGACAUGGACUGCGGGGCUACUACAACGGAAUGGGGGCCAGCUUCAUCAGGGCCGUUCCGUGCGCCCUCAUGAACUUCACCUUAUGCAGAACAUUUGAAAACAUGUUUUCCUCUACAAGCACAUGAAGAGUGGCAGAGUAAUUGAAUCUUGUGCCACACAAAAUUUGCAGAAAAAUAUGCAAACUUUUCCUCGUGUUUCUCAGUGUUCCAAGCAAUAAAAAAGUGGUAUUCUUGGUCAGAUCAGCCACAGCGGUUGUUCUGACUCAUGCACAACUUUCUUUUGCUCACAAGCAAA
This is a messenger RNA of Hippocampus zosterae (dwarf seahorse), 2159 nucleotides long. RefSeq names its product solute carrier family 25 member 24, like (gene slc25a24l). Gene Ontology annotation, molecular function: ATP transmembrane transporter activity; calcium ion binding. The transcript has 11 exons. Lineage: Eukaryota; Metazoa; Chordata; Actinopteri; Syngnathiformes; Syngnathidae. The record is from RefSeq and is a predicted model, not a curated record. Gene Ontology annotation, biological process: transmembrane transport. The coding region runs from base 635 to 1990 and encodes 451 amino acids.